Messenger RNA from Diversispora eburnea, 297 nucleotides. Lineage: Eukaryota; Fungi; Glomeromycota; Glomeromycetes; Diversisporales; Diversisporaceae. The record is from the annotation of a GenBank genome assembly.
AUGCCUAGUCCAACCUCACAUUCCCGGUCACACUUUAUGAGUGAUUAUCAGCGAUUUACCAUGAUCGUUCCAUUUAUCCUCAACCGUUUCUUGUCCCCAGAGCAUAUAAAAAAAGAAUCAUUGGAAAAAAUAAAAAUUUCAUUAAGAACCUAUUCCAAAGUAGUACCUAAAAAAAUAAUAGAAGUUUGGAGUAAAAUGGCCAUAUGUACCAAGUCUAUUUUCUCCCCAUCUUUUUUAAAUAAUGAUUAUGAAAAAUUAGAAAUAUUAUUACAAGAAGAACACGAUCUUUUAAUAAAA